CAUAAAUAGUAGUUUGUAUAACAAAAAUUCUAUAAUACCCUUUUUUUCAAGACUAAAGAAAUAAUGAUUUGUGUAAUUAUAUAUUUAAUUUUUUUAUUUUUACAAACCUCAUUAAGAAGAUUUAUGAGUACAACUUUUAUGUUUGAUAAAUUAAUGGGUGAUUUGCCAAUACAAAUUAUACGAAUUGUACCAUAUACCAGAUAGUUCGGAAGCGAAAUCAAUGCUUUCUCCUUUAAAUACUCAUCAUUAUCUAAUAGCUCUCUUUCAUCCUCCUUUAGAGACUUAAACGCGUUUUUUCUUUUUACAUAUUCUUUAUCUUCUCCUUCAUUACAACCCAAAAGAAAUAAAAAAGAACAAAAAAAUAACCCUGCACUUUUCACUUUCCUUUUUUUUAUUUUUUUAUUUUCUUUCUAUUAAAAUCUUGAAAAUAAAAAAUACAAACUAUAGUGAAAGACAAAAACAAGAAAGGUAAGCCAAAUCUUGUUUUCCGUCAUCUUCUCUCCUCUCUAAUACAAUGAGAGGAGAGGAUAUGAUUAUGUACAUGUACAUUUGAUAAAUCAUAGCAUGAAUUAGAUCUAACUGACUAAAAAAAAAAAAAAGAUAACAAGAGGUAAAAGAGAACAAUAAAUCAAUAUAAAAGGGGGGGGAAGGUUGUAUAUUUUCCACAAUUGGAGGUCAUAUGCCUAGGAUGAUAAAGAAGAAGGAUGAAUUUUCUAUGGAUUAUCACCAACAAACAGCUUCAUCCAAGAAAAAAAGCAUCAUUAGAAGUUGUCGAAAAUGUGGCAGUGGAGAUGAACAUGGAAAUAUAUGCGGCAAUACAGAUAGCAAUAACAAUGAACGCACAUUCAAAAGGGGGCCAUGGACGGCUGAGGAGGAUGCUCUAUUAAUUGACUACGUCCAAAAACAUGGAGAAAGACAUUGGAAUUGUGUGCAAAAUAUGGGAUUAAUAAGAUGUGGAAAAAGUUGUCGACUUAGAUGGACAAAUCAUUUGCGACCGGAUCUAAAAAAGGGUGCAUUCUCCCCUGAGGAAGAAAGAAUUGUUCUCGAACUACAUGCUAAGCUUGGUAAUAAAUGGUCAAAAAUUGCAGCUGAGCUACCAGGAAGAACAGACAACGAGGUGAAGAAUUUUUGGAACACAAAAAUCAAAAGGAGGAUAAAAGCUGAAGCAUCAAUAUUAAACUCAGAAGGAAACAACCUCAAACAAAUUGGAAAGUUUGGUCAUCAUUUCCAACAUCGAAAAAAUCCACAAAAUCAUAUUUAUCAAGAAUUGUCAAUUUCAUUACCUAUUACUUCACAUUCUUCUACCUCUCCUUUCUCAACCCCAACAUCAUAUCCAGUGUCAGAUGUUUUAUCUAAUUCGGGUUACAAUAUCAUAAACUCAAUUGGAAUUAAUGAUCCAAUUUCGUCUUUCCUCAAUAAUCCAGCUUAUAAAUCCAAACUUAUGCUUGAAAAUGAAGCAACACAAUAUGAUGCUAAUAGUUUUGAUAUAACUUUUCCCAUAAUUCCUAAGUUCUCAUUGACACCUAAUUCCAACAUUACAUCUAUCACCAACCGCAGCCACAGGGACAAUUCUUUUGAGGCGUCAAGUAGUAUGUUCACUGAAAACUUUGUUGACAAUGGUAUGUUAACAAGCAAUAGAACAUCACUUCCUUUACAUCAAAUGAUUCAGGAGGAAAACUUACUUGCAACAUUUCCUUCAAAUGUUGUUUCCUAUACAAACAAUAGAUUCAAUAACAUGCGCACCUCAUGGUCAAUUGGGAUCAACUCAGCAGAACAAAAUUCAUCAAUUAUCAAUGAAGAGAAAUCAAAUAUAUAUAAUGAUCCAAAUGGAAAAGAUGGAGUAAUGACCAUGAUUUCGUUGGACAACAAUGUGGAUGAUUCAAGACUAUUGGAUGAACACAAUUCUAAUUUAUUCUCAAUUGGGAUGAAGAACUCUAAUAAGGAGCAAUAUGAGGAAACGAUAUCCAUGGAUGAUGAUCUUUCAAGCUUGCUAUAUGAUUUUUCAGUUACUAAUUCACCUCUCCUUUGAUAUGAUAUAAAAGAUAAAAUAUGCAAGGUAUUGCUAGGACAAAAAAAAUUAAAAGUAAAUAAAUAAAUAAAACGAAUGUGUUAUCUACUACUACAACAAAUAUUUUUUUGUUGCUGAAAAUAUAUAUCA
Chenopodium quinoa (quinoa) is the source of this 2158-nucleotide messenger RNA. Its product is annotated as transcription factor MYB41-like. The record is from RefSeq and is a predicted model, not a curated record. Bases 680 to 2029 code for a protein of 449 amino acids. The transcript has 3 exons. Lineage: Eukaryota; Viridiplantae; Streptophyta; Magnoliopsida; Caryophyllales; Amaranthaceae.